Molecule: messenger RNA, 1524 nt
Organism: Myxozyma melibiosi
Lineage: Eukaryota; Fungi; Ascomycota; Lipomycetes; Lipomycetales; Lipomycetaceae
Exons: 1
Coding region: 278-1249 (323 amino acids)
Source: RefSeq, a predicted model, not a curated record
CUCACCGGAGACAUCAAGAUCUCAGCAGCGGUUCACAGCGCGCGUCACGCGUCGCAAAGUUUAGAGCUCGUUCGAUUAAGCUUCAACUUUAAUUUACUACGCGCGUUUUUGUUUGUUUACAUACUCGGCUAUGCUUCCAGACCUCCGCGCUGCAGGCAGCAAUCAAUAUCCUUGUUUCGCGUUACUGUUCUUCGCUCUAGAUUUGCACAUAUUCACAUCACCAGAAAGCCUUGUUUUUUUCUAGUGGCUGGGUCGGUGGUCAUUCAACACACAAGCGAUGCAAGCUCCUAUAAAGCUCUCUGCAGCGCCAGAGCCGAACGACGACAUAGAUAUCUGGCAUCAAUCCCCCAGCGAAUGGCGGCGGUCUCAGAGUCUUGAGCAGCGGAUGGCGCGUGCAAAGGGUGUUUCUGAUGUCAAACAGUCGAGACGACGGCAUUCAAUGCCGGUUCCAGUACGUGCAGCAACGUCGCGAUCAACGGCGGCGGCCGGCGCUGGUGCUGUUAAACGGCGUCAAGAGAGCGUCGCGGAGCUGAGACCGAGGAAGAGGCAGAGACAUUCGAUAGCUACGAGCACUGUCUUGCAGAACAGUAUAGACAUGCACAGUUUAUUCCCGCCGAUCGGCACAUGUGCAAAGUCGGCUUCGAGCGACAAGUCCGUGAAGACGGUGGAGAGCAUCGAGGAUUUUCAGCCGGUGCAGCAGACGAGGCGGUUUGGUGCUGAUCUCACAAAUAUACCGAGUAGCCCGCCUGUGCAGAGGAAGACGGAGACGGCAAAGAUAGACGGAGUGCUGGGAUAUACCUCAUCUUCACGGCUGCCACUACAGACAAAUGUCGGCGGUAGAGGCGCGUCAGCUAGAAGCGCGCAAAGAAGCAGCAGAAGUAACAUCGCAUCUAAAGAGGACUCGGAGAUAGAUUUACGCAAGAAGAUAGACGAAUUCCUGGGAGCGGUGAUGGCAAGCGAACUCAACGCACUAACGCGCAACAGCACGACGAUGGUCCGCGUGCUCGUGAACGACGACACACCCGAGGACGUGAAGGAGCAGUGCCGGGACUACCUCAAAAGACAGGACCAGAUGCGCAAGGUAGUCGAGAGCUCGAUCGACCGGUUCGGGGUGCAGAUCGCGGCGAUGAAGGAGAUGCUGGCGUCGUGCGUUACGUUCUCAAAUAGCCUGGCGCCGACGCUGACGCAGUACCUGCCGCGUGCGGACGCGCAAUCUCGUGCAGACGCGGAUGGCAAAGCAAGGCGAUAGAUUCAUUGUAUUCAUAUUCAUUAGUUUUGGGAGCUAAAAGAAGCAAAGGUCUUGGGAUGGCGAAAACAAUUACUGCGAGUCUUUUAAUAAUACUUAUACUAAUAUCACCACAACACAACGCGUUCAGAGCCUCUUCCGCAGCUCGAAUCCCUGACAUUCAACAACGCGCAUCAUCCCGCACUGUUGCUGUUCCUCACCCACAUGGGCUUCUUUCGCCUCCGAGGCGAGGCCGAGAAGCCGCUUCCAUGCACUGCGUACUUUGAUCCCCCACGUCG